GUAAACAAAGAGAGAAGUAGAGAAGACGGCAGCGACCCAGCCGAGGGCCAUAUACUGGAUGUUAGUAUCUCUGCGAACACGACUGGAUCAAGGGCCGACAUUGGGGGCAAAGCCACUCUGAGGCGAAUGAAGAAACAACUAAUCUUCCACUUCACAUAUCGAGGUCUGCUAACGAGAGGGAAGAAAAGUAAAAGAAGAAAAUGGAGUUUAAAUUGCGAAAAGCUGAAGCCAGAGACGUCGCUGACAUCUUACGACUGGUGAAGGAACUUGCUAAAUACGAGAACAUGGAACACCAGGUGGAGCUGACGGAGAGGGAACUACUGGAAGAUGGAUUUGGUGAAACCCCAUGUUAUCACUGUGUCAUUGCUGAAGUCAAUGAUGUGCAAGUGGUGGGUUUUGCCAUGUACUACUUAACAUAUGACCCCUGGGUCGGUAAGCAGCUCUACCUGGAGGAAUUCUACGUCAUGGCUGAGUACAGAGGACUAGGCAUUGGCUCCGAGGUGCUGCGCUAUCUCAGUGAUCUGGCGAUGAAGCUACGUUGCACUGGCAUCAUGUUUGUGGUGGCGGAGAACAACGAGCCGUCGAUGCAGUUCUACAAGCGGCGCGGUGCAGAAGAUCUCUCCGAGGGGGAGGGCUGGAGACUGUUCCGCUUCGACAAGGACAGCCUGGUCAAGAUGGCUGCUCCGUCUGAGGAAUGACGCCAGGAGAGAGGUGGAGCGGAGGGCGGAGACUCAGUGCCCGCGUGAUUCCUUCGCUUUCCUCUCACUUAUGAGACGUGUCAAUUUAUACACUUGUUAAAAAUGGAAAAAUUGUAACCUGGUGAUGUAAUUGCAUAUUAUCUGCUUAGCGCUUGGUACUUAGUUUUACCUUUUAAUGUAGAAUACAUAGUGGCUUUUAUUUGCAAUAAAUGUAUAACCUGAA
Messenger RNA from Cynoglossus semilaevis (tongue sole), 921 nucleotides. RefSeq names its product diamine acetyltransferase 1. Gene Ontology annotation, molecular function: spermidine binding; diamine N-acetyltransferase activity. The record is from RefSeq and is a predicted model, not a curated record. The coding region runs from base 201 to 698 and encodes 165 amino acids. Lineage: Eukaryota; Metazoa; Chordata; Actinopteri; Pleuronectiformes; Cynoglossidae. The transcript is spliced from 6 exons.